This is a messenger RNA of Penicillium taxi, 1755 nucleotides long. RefSeq names its product glycoside hydrolase family 13 protein. Bases 1 to 1755 code for a protein of 584 amino acids. The transcript is spliced from 3 exons. Gene Ontology annotation, molecular function: alpha-amylase activity. NCBI's taxonomy places the organism in Eukaryota, Fungi, Ascomycota, Eurotiomycetes, Eurotiales, Aspergillaceae. Gene Ontology annotation, biological process: oligosaccharide catabolic process. The record is from RefSeq and is a predicted model, not a curated record.
AUGACUACCACAAAGCCUAACCACCGGGCCUGGUGGAAGGAGUGCUCGGUCUAUCAAAUCUGGCCUGCAUCAUAUAAGGACUCUAACGACGAUGGUAUCGGAGACAUUACUGGGAUUAUCUCCAAGCUCGACUACAUCAAGAAUCUAGGUGUUGAUAUUGUCUGGCUGUGUCCAUCUUACAAGUCGCCCCAAGUUGACAUGGGAUAUGACAUUUCGGAUUACUAUACCAUCGCGGAGGAGUAUGGUACGGUCGCAGAUGUGGAAAGUCUCAUUCAGGGGUGUCACAAACGCGGAAUGAAGCUUCUGAUGGACCUGGUUGUGAAUCACACCAGCGACCAACAUGACUGGUUCAAGAAGUCACGUAGCUCUAAAGACAGCGAAUAUCGAAAUUGGUAUGUCUGGAAGGCACCUCGCUACGAUGAGCAGGGCAACAGACAUCCACCCAACAACUGGGUUUCUCAUUUCCAGGGGAGUGCCUGGGAGUAUGAUGAGCCCACAGAUGAAUACUACCUUCAUCUAUAUGCAACGGAGCAGCCAGAUCUCAAUUGGGAGCAUCCUCCUGUCCGUGAUGCCGUCCAUGAAAUUAUGCGAUUCUGGCUGAAGAAAGGAUGCGAUGGCUUCCGCAUGGAUGUGAUCAACUUCAUUAGUAAAGAUCAGCGCUUUCCCGAUGCACCCAUCCAGGACCCCCGAACUCCUUGGCAGUGGGCAGACAAAUGGUACGCUAAUGGACCGCGACUGCAUGAAUAUCUCCAAGGGCUCGGUAAAAUCCUAAAGGAGUACAACGCUUUCAGCGUUGGCGAGAUGCCUUUUGUCAAAGACGAGAAAGAGGUACUCCGUGCGGUGCAGUUUGACCGCAACGAAAUCAAUAUGAUUUUCAAUUUCGAACAUGUGGACAUCGACCAUGGAAAGUAUCAGAAGUUUGAGCCUGGCAGCUGGAAGCUCACAGACCUAAAGGACUUCUUCAACCGAUGGCAGAAAUUCAUGUAUGCCAACGACGGGUGGAACGCACUCUACUGGGAGAAUCAUGACCAACCGCGAUCUAUCGAUCGUUUCACCGGUGCUGGAGAGGAGCAUCGAGUCAUUGCUUCAAAGAUGUUGGCCACUGUUCUGGCCCUACAGCCAGGAACACCCUUUGUGUAUCAGGGACAGGAGAUCGGCAUGCGAAAUGUGCCUUCGGAGUGGGAAAUGGACCAGUACAGGGACCUUGACUGUCUAAAUCAUUGGAAAAGAUUGAUCCAAGCAAGUCCUACCGACAUAGAAGCCCAAACAGUGGCACGUAAAGAAUAUCAGAAGAAGUCGCGCGACAAUGCGCGUACUCCGGUUCAGUGGUCAUCUGCAGCGAAUGCAGGAUUCACAGGUCCAAACGUCAAGCCUUGGAUGUCUGUCAACCCAAACUACGAGUUUAUCAACGCCGAGGCCGACGUCAGUAACCCCAACUCAACUUACCACUACUGGGCAUCAGUACUUGGGUUACGCAAGAAAUACCUUGACAUCUUCGUUUACGGGGAUUGGGCACUUAUUGAUGAAAUAAACGAGGAGGUGUUUGCGUAUACCCGCCAGUAUGAAGAUCAGAAGGCUGUGGUCGUGUGCAACUGGACCGAGAAGACCUUAAAUUGGGAUGCUGCUGGACAAGGAGUGGCCAAUAUCAAGGAGGUACUUUUAGACAGUUAUGAGGGUACUGCUGAAGCGACUCCACGCUUUUCUGGAGGAAAGUGGUCGCUUCGGCCUUACGAGGCAGUUGUCUUGCUUGUUUGA